Molecule: messenger RNA, 624 nt
Organism: Marasmius oreades (fairy-ring Marasmius)
Lineage: Eukaryota; Fungi; Basidiomycota; Agaricomycetes; Agaricales; Marasmiaceae
Exons: 2
Coding region: 60-326 (88 amino acids)
Source: RefSeq, a predicted model, not a curated record
GAGUCAACCACAGUAUUGGUCACGAGAGGCAAAUCACGAAAGUACGGGGAAUAACGGCAAUGAGUCAAAAUAUAUCUUUCUCAUCGAACAGCCUCCAACGUUCAAACUCAAAUGUCUCGUUUAUCAUGCCUAUUGAGGACAUCGACAUAUCGAGCCUCUUCGAAGGAGAUCACAUGUUUCUGGCAGCACAGGACUCAACGGAGGAUGUUCCCCCCUUGAAACCCUUAUCUCGAGCUAUCUCUGCUACUGAAUCCGAUUCAGGUGAUGAAGAGUGGCUGCAGAAUGUAGGCGACAGCACUGCCAUUGGCCACGCUGUUUCCCAGUGACCACAACAGUCUUCUCCACCCCGAUCAGUGUACCGUAGUCAAGAACCCGUAGAAUCCAGGGGAUACGUGUACUCCGGAAUGGUCGUCUCAGUCGACGCUGACUGGUUGUGAUGUGGAUUCUUCACAGUGGUCUCUACCUCAAGACGCCACAGACUUCCUGGAUAUGGUGGAUCAAAGUCUCGAGUUUAAUUGGUUAAUUGGUUUGUGGACGGAUAUGAUAAUAACGUCCUAGUAAUAUGUAGCCAUUUUUUGGACAUACUUAUAUCCAGCUUUCUUGUCAGGAUUACACAUGUUACAC